This is a messenger RNA of Colletotrichum scovillei, 5835 nucleotides long. RefSeq lists its product as uncharacterized. The transcript is spliced from 2 exons. The record is from RefSeq and is a predicted model, not a curated record. NCBI's taxonomy places the organism in Eukaryota, Fungi, Ascomycota, Sordariomycetes, Glomerellales, Glomerellaceae. Bases 1259 to 4288 code for a protein of 1009 amino acids.
UCAAAGCGAACCCCCCGCGAUCCUUGCUGCUGAGUCGACAGGGAUCAGUCGACUCCUCCCUCCGUCAUUGCGCCCGGGAUAAUCCCCCUCCCAGAAUACUCGACGUCGCAGUGUCUUCAACCACUGCCCAAUUUUUGCCCCCCUUCUCUUCUGGCUCUCUCUCUCUCUCUUUGCGUUUCUCGGAUGCCUCAGCCUCAGUGACGUUAUCUCUGUAAUACAAUAUCUGGUAAGUAAUUCUCCCUUCCUCCUACAUACACACAUCCCACUUCUUCACCUCAUCUUUCUCGUACGCACAAACACGCUAUGCAUAUGGUCUAUACUCGGCACAACCAUCCACAGUGUAUGGAACCAUAUGGAGACCUUGCAUGGAUUCAUUCAUCCUAUUUUUGAGACUACGCCCGCCCAUUCAACAUUCACUUGAGUCUCCUAACAAAGCUGACUCGCCCCUCUUUUCCGACGGUACUGCAGAUGCAUGCAGUUGGAUUUCCACUACGGAGUACAGUCCACAACAGACAGACUGGGACGUUUCGACAGCGAUCCGACGACAGAGUCCACCCAACUCCAGCCCGACCUGCUAGCCCGACCUGAGAACCCGACCUGACAACCAGCCCAUUUGACGGGGGUCUUCCACCACAAACACGACCAGAGGAACGGGAAGAGAGCAGACUGAAGUGAUCUGAGAAGAAACUGGGACCCCGCCAUCUCUCAUCAACCAAAAAGAAUCCACCUCACAUCCCAUUUCAGCGGGUAUCCCAACGACUUGCCCCUCCUCUUUCUCUCAUUCACUCUCCGUGCAAAGGGGGAAAAAAGCGAACAAAUAGGGCACCAUCCACUUGGUAGCUCUAUCGCCCAAAAUCAGAAAACAAAGUGAGACACAUCGACGCCCAAACAAGCGACAAGCCGAAAAAGGGCGCCAAAGCACCUCCAAGUCAAAGCGACCGAGAGGGGAAAGAAAAAAAUUUAGGAAAGUGAGAGAAGACGAGACCAAAUUUCCUUAGGGCGGAAUUCCUCACGUGGUUGCGACGUGCGUCCUGCCGCUACGGCCGUCCCGCUUCAUAUCCAUCUGUUCAAGGUGGUCAGCGCCCAACCCAAUUCCCGACUGCCCCUCCUCACCUCAUCCUCCUCCGUCGACGUGCACCCUCGAGGCGCUGAGCAUUCUGCCUCAUCCAACUCAUCCGGAAGAGAAAGCACCUCGGCGGCCACAAGCGAUAGCCACAAGUAGCACGAUUUGUCGACGACUCAACUAGUCAACGUUGCCAUGGAUCACCGCUACUCUUCAUCGCGGUACACCACCGCUCGGCCGCGGUCGCCGACUUUCAAUCCUGCCAGGGCUUCGCUUCCCACCAGUAUUGGCUACAGUUCCAUGUACGGGGGUGAUAUUCAUGUCAUGCCCACGUCUUCGACGAGAUAUGCCUCUGGCAGUUCUCGAAGCCAUCAUUCCGGCACGCCGACAACCACGACCACUACCUAUGCAGUCACCAAAGACCCCCUCGCCCGCGGCCCAGGCCUGAGAGAAGCGAGCCGCAAUCGCUCUCAUCGCUCAUCGACCCUCGACUCAACCUCUGCCCGCCCAGUCAUUGUUACCACGACAACCCGACCGCCGCAGGCCAGUUCGUCGUCGCACCACUCGUCGAGCAACAGACAUAGCAGCCCGACUCGCGAUGAGUAUCGCUCCAGCGACUCGACAUUUUACACGCAGCCUGCGUCAUCCAUACGUUCCCGAAGCCAUCACCGCGGUGGCUCUUACAGCGCAACCAUGGACAACGAAGAAUUCACCCGCAUGCGCGAGCGAACCCUCGAUCCUACACCGUCUAGGCACGAUUCGUACCGCCCUUCGAGGUCUUCGGCCAUUUACACCAAUAUCUCCCGCCAUGGAAAUGCCCCAGUCGACAUUGGCGGCACGGAUGGCUACGAAUAUACUACUCCAAGCGAUUUGGCAAGAUACGAUUUGGAUCACACCCGACCACCUUCACGAUCACGCAGGCGAGAGAGCAUCGACCGUGGCUAUUACCGACCGAGUGUUAAUGUUACGACAACUGAAAGCACUAGUCGCGCAUAUGAUGGUGGUCGACAGCGAGCAGGUCCUCCGCCCACCACCUGGGGCUUGGAUAAGAUCAAUCGCUCUUCUACGAACGUUUACGACCCAGCCCAAGGCUCAGUCCCUCCGGCAGCCCCUGCGGCGCCAGUCCAUCUACCAGUACCUCCAAGCCCGACCAGCCGACGCUCUACUGGUGGUGUCCCUUCUUCCAUGGAUGUCGCCGCAGCAACUUCCGUAGCGGCAGCGACUGUCGCAGGAGCAACUGCCUCUCGGCGGCCUGUAUCAGUGUAUAACGAGGCGCCCCCUCGAUCCAGUCAUCACGAGGAUUACUACCGAAGUCGCGAUGAUGAUCGGGCUCAGCGACAGGCUCGGGAGCCUGAUCGCAAGUAUGAUCCCAUUUAUGGCAGUGGUGAUUACUACGAUAAUGGAGUCACUAGCCGUGGUUUCGGUAUCCGUACGGACUCAGCUCCCGUGGGCGGCGAUUUCGAAGACCGACGUAGAGAGGCACGACCCGAGUCUCGAAAUGGUUAUCGCCCAGACUCACGCACUGGAUAUAGACCAGAGUCGCGCAGCGGUCCCCGGCCAGAGUCUCGAAGUGGUCAUCGAACAUCUCCUCCGGAUGUCAAGAGAGGAUCCGACGAUGAUGCCAAGCGCCGAGACGAAAAGGAUCGCUCCAAGCGUGAUUCAGCCCGCCUCGAGACGGACAAAGAUCGCCAUCUGCGGCGGACUAGCACAGCUAAUGAGGACGAAGCCGAGAAGAAGCGCCUGCGUGAUAAGUUGAGUGCAGGACUUGGUCUUGCCGCCACAGCGAUUGGCCUCGGCUCAGCCGUGAAGGAGAAGGAGAAGGACAAGGACAAGGAGAAGGACGAGCGCCCCGAAAAGUCGGAGCGGGAGUCCCGGGAGCCUCGGCGCCGAAGCGAUGAAGAGGAUCCUGGAGCGCGUGCUGCCGAGAGAUACAAGCCUCGGGAGGAGUCUCGGGACCCUCGUGAUCGUGCACCCGUCAUUGUUGAAACUCGCAGGGCCGCUGCCGAGCAAGAGGCUGAUGUCCGUGAUCGCGAAAAGGAGCGUGAAAAAGAGCGCGAUCGAGAGCGUGAGCGAGAGCGUGAUCGUGACCGCAAUCGCCGGGAUGCUGAAGCCAAGCUCACGGGCGAUUCUACAGCUGCACAACGAGAUGUGUCCCCGGAAGAUGACGAGCAAAAGUCGAGGCGUCCUAAGCGGCAGAUUGGCUUCAAUCCUACCAACACCAACGAUAUUCGGGAAUUGAAGGAGCAACUGGCAGCCAUGAAGGAUGACAAGCCAGAAAGAGUUCCCGUUCCUGUUGACAGGUCAGACCGCGUCGACCGGUCGGAGCGCUCAGAACGUCCAGAGCGGUCGGAGAGAUACGAACGAUCCGACCGAUUGGACAGGCCCGAACGAUCUGAAAGAGAUGAAAAAUCAGACAAGCAAACAUACGCUGAUCUUCCGUUCCGCGAGCCACAUAAAGAGCCGAAGGAACGCACACCUUCACCCAAGAAGGAGUCACCGCCACCAAAGAGAGAAUCGCCCGUCUCACUCCCUUCAGCCGACUCAAUCGUUACUUCAUCCAGAGAUGAACAUCGCGACCGUGACCGCGACCGCGACCGCGACCUCACACCGCCUCGCGACGAGAAGCAGGUCCGCGUCGUGUCUCCGCCUCGCGACAAGUCAGACGCAAAGCCUCUCAAGGGUAUCUUGAAGGCACCCAAGAAGUAUCCUGAAGAGGACAACCCAAUUCGUGAGGGUGUGGCACCUCACAAGGAUGACAAGAAACUGAGGGAAGUUCCCCCUGGUGCCCGAUGGACCAAGAUCAGCCGGAAGAUCGUGAAUCCUGAGGCCUUGACCGUUGGCAAGGAGCGGUUCGAAGUCAGAGACGACUUCGUCAUUGUCCUUCGCGUUCUCAGCAAGGAGGAGAUCCAGGCCUAUGCCGCCGCAACACAGGUCUUGAGAGAACGGAGACGUGAAGAGACUGGUAAGGACCGGGACCGCGGCGAUCGCGACCGGGACCAGGAUCGAGGCCGUGACCGCGAUGGCGAAGAUGACGACAAGCGGAAGCAUCGUCAUCACAGGAGAGAAGACGGCGAUGAUGACCGGUACGACGAGGAGCGCGACAGAGAGCGCCACCGCAGGCAUCGUCGAGACGAAGACGAGUAUGAGGACGACUCGAGACGACGUGAUGACCAUCACCACCGCCACCGAGAGCGUGACCGCGAGACUCUUGCCAUUGAGGGCUGAUGAGUACGGCGGGGGCAGAUGUAAGAGGAAGCAUGUAGCAGGAGAUGAUGAUACUUGUAUUCGCGGAGCUUUGGUUAUCUAACGGCAGCAUUGGACGAGGAGCCCUUGAAAGCGAGAAGCGUAUCUUUUCAUUGAAUUUAUACGUCCUUUUUAUUUGUUUUCACAGAUUUGGGAAAGCGAGAGAUAUUUAUGACUUUCACGUGUGGAUUGAUUGGGCCCAGCGGCUAUCAUGUCAAUUUCAGAAAAAGAAAGUAUCAUUGGAUUUGCAUAUGAUACAUUCCGUCCACUUUUUUCCGUGCUUGGCCAUGAACGAUUGACGCCUCUGGGAAGGAGAAUGGGGUCCCGAAGGAGUGAGAUCAGAGGUUCUGGAGGGUUGUAGGGCCCAGAAAUAAUGGUCUCGUGAGGUGGUUUGCGCGAACUGGUCUUGGAGUUGGCGCGAACACCAUUACGCACGGAGGUUAGCUCCACGGGUGAGGGGUUUCGUGCUCGGUCUUGUCCGGAGGUGUGUGGCCGGCCGGCUGGCUUCUUGGGGCGACUUCAAGAAGAAGGCGUUGCGGGAUGAGCUUGGGAGGCGUCACUUUGGAUUUCACGAUUUGUUAUGCCUUUUCUUCUGCUUCCUCAUGUCAGUUUUAAACUGACUGAACGACUUGAGUAUGCUUUCAUUGUUUUCGUUAAGUGAAGUUGCGUGAGGUUGAGAAAGCAGUUAAGGAGCGUGACUGGUUGAUGGGUUUGGAGAAGGGGUUCGAGGGCUCAUCGAAUCCGUGUCGGCCGGGGGCAUUUCCUGUCCAUGUGCCUUGCCUCACUACGACUAACCAGCUCUAGUCACAUCAUUCUCAUAGUAUCUUGACAGAGAUACGAUCGUCUGGCUGGUUCUAGUUCGGGGCUGCUUUGAUAUUACGUUGAGUUGCAUCGCUUGACACUCAUUUACUUCAAUGAUGUGGUAGUUAAAGAACGCCGGGUUUGGAAGUCAUGGAGAAGGUAGCGAAACAGAGGCAUUACGUAUGUUUCUUGAUGAAGGAUUUCACCGGAGCUAUUGUCUAUGGGAAGAUCGAUAAGGUGCAAGAUGAAGAUAGCGCCAGAUGAAGAGGUAUAACACAAAGCCUUCCUGUCCGGGAGCCCCCCUGCCCUCCGGCCGGGUGUGGGUCUACGAAUAUACGGACGCGGAUGCGGGACCUCCGAGAGGACCGAGACACACUGCUUCACGAUCCACGUCCUUGUCAUAGAUGGGCUGGAUUUACCAUUGUGGAAAAGAAACGCGUCGCGCAGCUCGAGGAACUCUGCGCGCUUCGCCAAUGACAAAGCCUACAGGUCUUUGGCCUUGAGGUCGAUACGGCGAGAUGGAUGUGGCUUUAUCUUAGACUGAUCGGGGAACGAAGAUGGGGUUGAUGCGCCGGUCGCCUUCAGGCGCGCAACGUCGUGGCUGCUAUUGUUGGCGGUUUUGCUCGUGAAAAGCCCUCUGGAAUCUAUGUCGGACUCUCAUCUGGCUCGAAAAAGAGAGUUUCGAACAAGGAAUCGUUCUGUAUUGUUGGGUUUCUAGCACUCAUCCC